Messenger RNA from Sphaeroforma arctica JP610, 2997 nucleotides. RefSeq lists its product as hypothetical. The transcript has a single exon. Bases 116 to 2902 code for a protein of 928 amino acids. Lineage: Eukaryota; Ichthyosporea; Ichthyophonida. The record is from RefSeq and is a predicted model, not a curated record.
CGCAACCGCUUCUGCAAGUCCCAGCUAUUCUUCUUCGCCUAGCAUUUCUCCAAGUGCCUCUGUAUUUGGCGAGUGUGUCGCUGGAACUGUGCGUGCUGCUGAAACUGGUGAAUUGAUGAGUGGUAGAAUCGUGUUUAUCAAGUGCGAUGAUGGAUACGAAGCUAUGGCGGAGACCGAUUCUGAAGGUUUGUAUAUUUUCAACAAUGUACCCGAAGUCGCUUCUUGCCAGGUUUCAGUUUCGGAAACAGAAGAGUCUAUCUAUAUUGGAGUUGACAAUUCAGUUGCAACGUGUGAGGAGCCAGAGCCGGAACCUUCGCGCUCCCCCUCUUCUUCGGCUUCUCCAAGCCACACUGCCUCUUUAACUCCGCUGCCAUCCGUCGACCCGGCAGGAUUGUCACCGUCACCUUCGGCGACAAUGAGUAUGACACCUUCUGCAUCUGCUGCGAAUGAUUGUAUUCGCGGAGUCGUUAGAGAUGUCGAAAGUAGUGAGCCAGUUUCUGGAGUUUCAGUCACUGUUAUGUGCGACCCUGAGUUUGAGCUGACGACAAUCACUAACAUCCAGGGUGAGUAUGAAUUUAUCGGCUUGCCAGACAUGGCUGCCUGUCAUGUUUCAAUAGAUGACACAACCGUUGAUGUUGAUGUUGAGGUGGAUGAUUCAGAAGCUACUUGUGUACACAAUGAACCUUCGCCCUCGCCCUCGCCAACUGCAUCAUUGACUCCAUUGGCUUCGUUUGAACCGGUGGCGCUGUCAUCAUCGCCUUCCCCGACGAUGAGUAUGACUCCAUCUACUGUCGCUGGCGAUUGUGUCCACGGAAUUGUGAGAAAUUCUGAGAAUGGCGCACCAGUCCCGGGAGUCGAGGUCAUGAUUACCUGUGACCCUGACUUUGAGCAGACGAGGCAAACUAACGACCAGGGAGAGUAUGAAUUUAUUAAUGUGCCAAAUGUGGCUGAAUGUCAAGUGUCGAUAUUAGAAACGGAUGUCGAUGUAGAUAUUGGCCUUGAUAACUCAGAAACAACUUGCGAAGAACCAAUGCCCUCACAGUCAGCUUCAGCCACCCCCUCGGUUUCGCCCACUCCCAGUCAUACAGCGUCACUGACUGCUUUGCCUUCUGUUGAACCAGCCGCACUCUCCGCUUCGCCAUCGGCUUCGGCGAUAGGCGAUUGUGUUCGUGGAAUCGUUAGAAGCAAUGAUAAUGGAACACCAGUCUCGGGAGUCGAGGUCCUGAUUUCAUGCGACCCUGCUUUCGAACGAAGUACUCAAACCGAUGAUCAGGGCGAAUAUGAGUUCGACAAUGUUCCAAAUGUCGCUUCUUGUCAAGUUUCGAUAGUAGGAGCUGACAUCGAUGUAGAUAUCGACAUUGAUGAUUCGGAAGCUACCUGCGUGUUACCUGUGCCCUCACCGUCAUCCCCAGCCACCCCCAGUGCUUCAGUAUCUGGUUCGCCUGCGGUCACACCCAGUGGUACGGUUUCGAUUUCGCCGUCUAUCUCUCCCAGCGGUUCAGUGUCUAUUUCUAUGACACCGUCCAGUACUGCGAGUGCGACGGCAAGUAUGAGCGUAGAACCAUCGGCCAGUCCAACUGUCACUCCCAGUACAUCGGUUUCGCCCACUCCCAGUCAUACAGCGUCACUGACUGCUUUGCCUUCUGUUGAACCAGCUGCACUCUCCCCUUCGCCAACGAUGACGCCAUCGGCUUCGGCUAUAGGCGAUUGUGUCCGAGGUAUUGUGAGAGAUGGUGAAACCGAUGAACCAGUAGUCGACAAGAGUGUGACAAUCAAAUGUGUUCCUGAUUAUGAGAACGAAGUUGUAACUGACAGUCAAGGUGAGUACCUCUUCAUGGUGCCCGCUGGAUCUGUAUGUCAAGUUGCUGUUGCACAAACGGCCGCGGAGGUCGAUGUUGAAGUGGAAGACGGUGUGGAAAUAGAAACUACUACCGUUAUAUGUUUAGCGCCGUCGCCAUCCCCGUCAGCAACAGUCUCACCGGCCCCCGCUACGUCGGCCAGCACCAAUGCGCCUGUCACACCGACUGCAAGUCCGUCGCUCUCUAAGCUUCCAGAUGUAGAACCAGUGGCCUUGUCACCUAGUCCGAGCGCAACAGCAAGUCCGUCAACUACGCCCGUGGCUGAUGUGCCCGAUUGCGUUCGUGGCGUCGUCAGAGAUGCUCAAACUGGACAACCCGCAGCGAAUGUGGAUGUGGUAAUCGAAUGCGGGAAUGGUUUCAAGUUGACUGUGAAAACAGAUCAGAACGGAGAGUAUAACUUUGAUAUCGUGCCCGACGUGGACACUUGCGAUGUAUCAAUUGCUAAUACGGACCUCGAUGUUAAAGUCGAUGUAGACGAUUCGCACGCUGAGUGUGUGGAAACUGACCAUAUCCCUAGCCCCAGCACAUCGCCCACGAUCUCACCAGUCGGAGAAUGUCUUCGUGGUUUGUUGAGAAACACGAAGACCAACAUGCCCAUCGCAGACAAGGGUAUAAUCGUUGUUUGCCCUUCGGGCUACACCGAAAGAAAAGUAACUGAUGAGAAUGGCGAGUACGUCUUCUACAAUAUCGCUGAAGGAAGUUCAUGUCAAAUAACGGUGGAAGGAGAUGAUAUUGAAUUAGACUUUGAUGUGACUGGCACUGGUGCAGAAUGCCCUGAACCAACAACUCCGAUUUCAGACCAAUGCCUCAGUGGAAUGGUAAAGGAUUCAAACGGAGCGCCAGUGGUGGGACAGAGUGUUGUUGUUAAAUGUGCUGCAAACUUUGAGAUGGAAACCUUGACUGAUUCCAACGGAGAAUACAAUUUCAGUAAUCUACCGGCUAGUGCCGAUUGCCAGGUGUCCAUUACGGAUACACAAGUACGUGUAGCGGUGGAAGUGAUUGACGAUUCCGCCACGUGUAGCGACUCGGAAGUCGCAAAAUAAGCUAACCAUGGUACAUACACCAAAAAGGAUCAUUUCAGGAGAAUGAACUAGAAACAUUGCCCUAUAUCCAUAAAUAUUCAAUAAAAUAAUUUAAA